CUUCUAGAAUGGUAGUCGGCACCUUCCCCAUAGUAAAAUUAGGAUUAUUAGGUGUUAGGCACAUUGCCAAACCCAUUAGCAAUCUGAUAAAACGUAGGGCUACAAGGAAUCCGGCCUUCAAAGCUCUGGUUGUCGCCCCUCCAGCCCAAUUAUACAACAAUAUCUCUGUGCGCUCAAGGAUGUGGAUGCUGGGGAUGAGGCAGCCGCGUUUUGUUCCACCUCUGAACCACGCGAUGUCCAUUGAAAUGGGCGGAGACCUGCUGGGCGAGAUGUGUAUAUUCCUCAUAGGUUGUCUUGCUUUGGUGGCGGAGUUUUCCAGGCAGAACAGAAAAGAGAAAUCUAAGCAGGAAGAAAACAGACUUGUUCGAGAGCAAUUAGAUACGAAAAUUAAAAACCUUUCCGAGAAGGUAGCCUCUCAGAGCCAGGAAAUUAGGCGGCUAAAGAUGUUGGUAGGAAGCCAGGAUAGAUCAUAUGACUGGCGCUGUUCAUAA
Messenger RNA from Drosophila kikkawai, 491 nucleotides. Its product is annotated as putative OPA3-like protein CG13603. Gene Ontology annotation, biological process: regulation of lipid metabolic process. Lineage: Eukaryota; Metazoa; Arthropoda; Insecta; Diptera; Drosophilidae. The record is from RefSeq and is a predicted model, not a curated record. Gene Ontology annotation, cellular component: mitochondrion.